Miniopterus natalensis is the source of this 2385-nucleotide messenger RNA. RefSeq names its product ERGIC and golgi 2 (gene ERGIC2). Gene Ontology annotation, cellular component: membrane; endoplasmic reticulum; COPII-coated ER to Golgi transport vesicle. Gene Ontology annotation, biological process: endoplasmic reticulum to Golgi vesicle-mediated transport; retrograde vesicle-mediated transport, Golgi to endoplasmic reticulum. The record is from RefSeq and is a predicted model, not a curated record. NCBI's taxonomy places the organism in Eukaryota, Metazoa, Chordata, Mammalia, Chiroptera, Miniopteridae.
UUUGUUCUCGCGAUAUUUCCUGGUAACCGGGAACCCGGGCGACCCGGGCUCUGUGAAACAUGGCGGUCGGCUGGGUCCGAAACACAAGCAUGACUAUAUGAAAGAAGAAGGUUUUCCUGAAGAUGAGGCGACUGAAUCGAAAAAAAACCUUAAGUUUGGUGAAAGAAUUGGAUGCCUUUCCAAAGGUUCCCGAGAGCUAUGUAGAGACUUCAGCCAGUGGGGGUACAGUUUCUCUAAUAGCAUUUACCACUAUGGCUUUAUUAACUAUAAUGGAAUUUUCAGUAUAUCAAGAUACAUGGAUGAAAUAUGAAUAUGAAGUAGACAAGGAUUUUUCUAGCAAAUUGAGAAUCAAUAUAGAUAUUACUGUUGCCAUGAAGUGUCAGUAUAUUGGAGCAGAUGUACUGGAUUUAGCAGAAACAAUGGUCGCAUCAGCAGAUGGUCUAGUUUAUGAACCAGUAAUGUUUGAUCUUUCACCACAGCACAGAGAGUGGCUGAGGAUGCUGCAGCUGAUUCAGAGUAGACUACAAGAAGAACAUUCACUUCAAGAUGUGCUAUUUAAAAGUGCUUUUAAAACUUCAACAGGUCUUCCAUCAAGGGAAGAUGAUUUAUCACAGCCUCCAGAUGCUUGCAGAAUUCACGGUCAUCUAUAUGUCAAUAAAGUAGCGGGGAAUUUUCACAUAACUGUGGGCAAGGCAAUUCCACAUCCCCGGGGUCAUGCACAUUUGGCAGCACUCGUCACCCAUGACUCAUACAACUUUUCUCACAGAAUAGAUCAUUUGUCUUUUGGAGAGCUUGUUCCAGGAAUUAUUAAUCCUUUGGAUGGAACUGAAAAAAUUUCUGUAGAUCACAACCAGAUGUUCCAAUAUUUUAUUACAGUUGUGCCAACAAAGCUACAUACAUAUAAAAUUUCAGCAGACACCCAUCAGUUUUCUGUGACAGAGAGGGAACGUGUCAUUAACCAUGCUGCAGGCAGCCAUGGAGUCUCUGGGAUAUUUAUGAAAUAUGAUCUCAGUUCUCUUAUGGUGACAGUUACUGAAGAGCAUAUGCCAUUCUGGCAGUUUUUUGUAAGACUCUGUGGUAUCGUUGGAGGAAUCUUUUCAACAACAGGCAUGUUACAUGGAAUUGGAAAAUUUAUAGUUGAAAUAAUUUACUGUCGUUUCAGACUUGGAUCCCACAAACCCGUCAAUUCUGUCCCCUUUGAGGAUGGCCACACGGACAACCACUUACCUCUUUUAGAAAAUAAUACACAUUAGCACCUCCCAAGUGAAGGAGAAAAACUUUUGCCUGAGACAUAAAACCUUUUUUAAUAAUAAAAUAUUGUGCAAUAUAUUCAAAAGAAAAAAACAUAAAUGAGAAGCAGGAAUCAUACCUAGAAAAAAAAAGAAAAAAUGCAACUGAAACCCUAUAUAUGUUGUGUCUGUUACAAAUGUCCUAGAAGAAAUUAUGCAGCUAAUCAGUGAAUACGCCCGACUGGAGUAUGGCUGGGAAGACGUCCCUUCCGAGAUUUUCACAGCCAAUGGGCGCGUCCAAGGCAGACCUCGCAGGGCCCGAGGGAGAGAAGUCAGACCACAUCUGAAGAAGCGGCAUUAAUACUGCUAAUGUCUGCGUCCUUUUGUUUUUAAAAUACGAUGUUGGAAUAAAAUAUGGAAAACAUAUGGAAAACUAGUCUAGACUUUAAAAAGUUGUGGUUAGGUCACAUUGUUGAUAAAGAAACAGAUGGGUUCACGUGCUAUAGCCAUAUUAGUGUUAAGCCAUAACGACAGUAAUUUGGUCUUUUGGAGGUAACUGAUUUUCUUUAAACUCUGGCUAUUGACUUUUAAUUGCUCAAGGCAGGGCCAUGGAGGACUGAGGUGAAUUCUUACAGGGGCAGGUACAUGGGUGCUAUAACGUGUCACAGGGAUUAUUCACAAAUUGUACAGUGGGCACUUACACAGGGAGAAGCAGCACAUUUUUUUAAAAAGAUGCUAAAUUUCCUAAUCUGACCAUUGUAUUGAUGGUUUACUUUGGGAGCAGGGGUGAGUAAAAAAGAUCUGAUGAUGAUGAAAACUGUCAGUUUGUAAAAUAUUAAAAAGUAGAAUAUUUUAUACAUGUUGUGGUGAGUAGGCAACAGGGUAACUUAAAAUAGAAGUGUGAGGCAGCUAUUUAAGUAAAACAAGAGAAUGUCAUCACGUCUGAGAGAUGAUCAUGUUAAAUGAUGUCCGUUACACUGUAAACUGGAUGAGGUAUCUGCAUUCACAGUGUCCUGAGUGUGCUUGAUUCUGUACUAGAUUGUGCUGUUGUGGCUUUCUUACUAUUUAAGAGUUGAUUUAAAAUUUCCAGACUAUAAAAGAUUAAAAAUAAUGAAAGGAAGAUAUAACCCAGGUGCCAUUAAAAACUUAUUUGGAA